Messenger RNA from Paramecium pentaurelia, 1552 nucleotides. The record is from the annotation of a GenBank genome assembly. NCBI's taxonomy places the organism in Eukaryota, Ciliophora, Oligohymenophorea, Peniculida, Parameciidae.
AUGUAAAAUAAAAAUUUCCUUCAGUAGAGAUAUAUUACCAGCUAUGGAAAAGAUGAAUCAAUCUUUGUAGGCUAUACAGGCAAGUUGCUGAAAUAUGCUGUGAAUACAGAUAAUAAAUAAUUUGGAUAGUUUAAUUAAACAAAAUUAUAGAAAAGAUUUGAAUUUACAAAUCAAUAAUUUUCCUUGGCCUAAUUAUUCAACGAAGAUGAUGGAUUUUCAUAUUUUAUUGGAGUUAAAAACGAAUAAAUAUAAAUUGGUUAAUUAUUAAUAAAUGAUAAUUCUUAUAAAAAAAAUUAUGAAUAUAUACCUAUUAAUAUUUAGGCUCAGUAAUUAUAAGGUGCUUUAAACAAUUAUUAAGUAUUUAUAAUAGGACUUAGUGAUAAUGAUACAAUCUAACUUUAUUAAUAUUAAUAAUAAACAUUUUACAAUCCAUUUAUUACUCCUCCUCAGAGUUUAAUUUUAAAUAAUAAUUUUAUUAAUUUUUCAUAACUUGUAAUAAUUUGAUAACUUUGUAUAUAUGAAAAAAAUUUAAUAGUGACUAAUUUUACUGCUUUAUUAAUCAAUAACGAAAAAAUGAUUAAUAAAUUAUUUUAUACUGACAAUAAGCUAAAAUUUAAUCCUAUUUAAAUAGCUAUAAAUACAUAGUAAUUAUGUUAAUGUUUAUUUAUCAAUAAUAUUAAUAAUGUCAUAAUAAUUCUGUCUAUCUUUUAAAAUAAUACACUAAUUUCAAAUUCAAUCAUAGAUGUUAAAUUCUAAAUUAAAUAUAUCAACAUUGUUAAUCAAUAAUUAAUGUUAUCUUAUAUUUGCAAUUAAGGGCUUGAUCUUUGUUUCUAAGUUUGGAGUAUAACAAAUUUAAAAUAAAUAUUUUUUAUAAAAAAUCUGACCAAUUUAUUGUAUAAGAUAUCGUUAAAUACUAGCAGAUACCUUGUUUUUUAUGUUCAAUUUCAAAUUAAACUAUUUAUAUUUACAAUCCUUUAUUACCUUAACAUCCAAGCUUAUAUUAUAAACUCAAUUUAUCAUCGAAAUUGAUUUGCAUUGCUUAAUGGUCUAUAUAAUCUUUUUGUAUUUUGAAAACUAGAUCAAUUCAUUAUUAAGAAAAAAAAGUUGUAAACUUCAAGUAAAUUAAUCUUAAAAAUUUGAACGCUCUUACCCAUAAAUGAUUUAUAAUUAUACUGUUAAUACUUUGUUAAAUUUAACUACUUAAUUUAACUAAAUUAAAUAAAUAAUGAAAAUUAAUUUUCUAAUUAUAAUCUCUAAAACUAAAAUAACGAAAAAUUUUUUAAUGUAAGAUUUAAAUUUAACUGAUCGAACUUUUAUAAUUACUAUGGUUAUAAUCCUUGAUAGGCAGGCAAGUCUUUGUUAUUUUCCUAAUAGGUCUGAUAUUGAUAACCUUGAUUAAUCUGAUUUACUACACUUUUCAAAUAAUGUAUGCAUAAUUGCACAUUAGUAACUGCAGUAAAUAAUAAAUUUUUUGUUCUGUAAAACAACUAUGUGCUCUAAACUUUCAAUUAGUGUUUUGCAUUUCUUUAACCUUAAAAUUAUUUUAAAUUGA